GUGUGUAUAUUCUAAAUGGAAUUUUGCUCCGCUCUUCCUUUGGAAUGCGUCGGAACCGGAAGUGUUGGUGACGUCACGGCCGCUCUCAUCAUAUUCCCAGCGCAGGACUAUAACCGACUGACUGAAGAGAUUGAAAACUUUGACAAACUCUCCCGAAAAGCCGCCUUAAAGUUCAGUAAAGUUUCCCUCCGUGAUGCGAGGGUGUGUUUGAAGCGGACUGGCCGUGUGGCAGAUGUGGACCGGCUGUUAGCGGUGGAUGGAGUCGGGGUUCGGUGUCCAGCGGAGGGCCGGUGGUGGCUCGCCCGCUGUAGGAGCGUCGCAGCGCCGCAGGAAGAUGCCGCCGAGAGCGGCUGAUUAUAAACUCCAGGUGAUCAUCAUCGGCUCCCGUGGAGUGGGAAAAACCAGCCUUAUGGAGAGAUACACGGAUGAUACAUUCUGCGAGGCGUGCAAAUCCACUGUGGGUGUGGAUUUCAAAAUCAAAACGGUGGAGUUGAGAGGAAAGAAGAUCAGGUUACAGAUCUGGGACACAGCAGGACAAGAGAGGUUUAACAGCAUCACUUCAGCGUAUUACCGUGGCGCGAAAGGCAUCGUACUGGUCUACGACAUCACCAAGCAGGAAACCUUUGAAGACCUGCCUAAAUGGAUGAAGAUGAUAGACAAGUAUGCAUCAGAGGAUGCUGAGCUCCUAUUGGUUGGGAACAAACUGGACUGUGAGUCUGAUCGUGCCAUCUCACGACAACAAGCAGAGAGGUUUGCUUCACGGAUAUCAGGGAUGCGUUUCUGUGAGGCCAGUGCCAAGGAUAACUUUAAUGUGGAUGAGAUAUUCCUUAAACUAGUUGAUGACAUUUUGAGUAAGAUGCCUCUUGAAGUCCCCAGUAAAGAGCUGUCCAACAGCGUCCUGUCCCUUCAGCCCGAACCCGAAAUCCCACCAGAGCUGCCUCCGCCGCGCAUGCGCUGCUGUUGAGACUCGCUUCACGCUUUAUUUAGAAACCCAACACCACCUUCCCUCUGAGAACCCAACACAUGCUGUUAAAGACUCCCGCCACCAGGGGGCGAAAUGCCCAUCUCAUGAGAGUCCAGCCCAUACGGAUGAUGAGAUGAUGGCCUGUCAUUACCAAAAAAAGAUGAAAGACAAACGCUCUUUACCACAUAAUCAAAGAUCCCUCACAAACCAUAGCCUCUGCAAUUUAACAUCCUCUGUAUUUUGUUACCUCUAGCUGCCAGUAGAGAACAUCCGUAUCAUCACACACACAUAAAUGCAUUCAUUUCGACCGCCCAUACAUACACUACCUCAUUUCUGGAAAUCAAAGGAUAGUGUUUGUCUGACGUGUGCCUUCCUGAUCUGAAAACCGCUGCACGCGCAUCACAAACAAACAUGAAAUGUCAUAACCCAUCAACUUCUAUUUAUAUGUAGUUUCCAUCAUCAUAUACUCUCAGUAGAAACAAGAAACUACUAUUUCUAUUGGACGACGGAUACUCUAACCUUGUCUUUCACGUCACGUUUCAAAAAAUGCAUUCAGCUGAUUUCUUAAGGAAAACUUUACAAGUCCCAAAUUGGUUUGGCAUUAAAAGCGAACUGGAUGUACAUUUCAUGAGAAGCUGCGUGUUUAGGAGUCAGUUCGUGGUUGGGUUGUCCUUAUGCCUUACGUUCUAUCAGUGUUACUGUGUUUGAGGUGGAUUUCGUGUUAUCCGUCGUGUUUUGCACUACAAUCCAUUCGGAGCUAACAGCUGAAAUGCUGAAUGUUAGUGAAGGACCUGUGUACAGAAGAUUCAUCUUAUCAUUAAGCAGCAGAGAGAUGCUUCCUGGUCUUUUUUCACUCUCAUUUAACUCGAGUAGAAUAAAGGAAGGUUAAUAAUUGAGUUCAUUGUUUUAUUCUCUAGAUCUGGACUGCAGAACUGAAAUGCUCUCACCGAAAGGGCUAUUUCUCUGUGGAGAGCUGUUUGGGAGUAAAACGGGACAUUGGCUUUAACACUUGUUCCUAAAAACACUCUUCAGUUAACAUCACUAUGCUUCUGUGAUCCUGGACAAACUGCUGACUCCACUGGAUUUCAGGUGAAUUGAAUCAUUUGCCUGCGUUAGCUGAAGGACAGUAGUAAUGAUAAAGCUGUGUUAUAUAACAAAAUAUAACCGGUGUUUGAUGGGCACGGCUAUUCCAGCUGAACCAGAUAUGCAGUUUUUUGUGAGUUUAUGGAAAUAUGAUGCAUUUUUCAUAGAAACUGUAGAGGACUGACAGUGUUACUGUGCAUCUGGAACAUCAUCUACAGAGAAAAUUUAAAAAUCUUAAUAAAACCGUGUCUCGGUCAAAUUUGACCCCAAAUAUUUCAAAUAAAUCAAUGGGUUAAAUAUGACCUAUAAAUGUUUUGGCAGGUUUAAUGCGAUUCACCAAGUCAAAUAAUAGAAAGAUGAUUCAUGUGUGUAGUGUUGUUUAUAAUGCAUUAAUAUUCUCAUCAGAAACCAGUAUAGUGUUAAAUAACCAAACUUGUGUCUGUUUCUGGGGGACUGAUGUUUGACUGUUGCUGAGGUUUUUGGUUUCGUAUUAUUCUUACUCCAUUUAACUCCAAUUUAACUUCUUCGAACUGUGUGUCCUUUGAAAGUUGAUAACCAACCUAAACCUUAUGUGUUAACAGUGUUAGGAAAAGUGUACUAACCACCAAAAAAGUUGAUGGUUGCAGACUGGUGCCAAAUUAUAACCUUAUGUGUUACUCUAAUGAUCAUCUGAUCCUUUUCACCAAGUGCUUUUUAUUUUCUUUCUCUGCGGGAUUGGCAGAUGUUUAAUUUAUUUUGGAUGGUAGUUGAAUUUCUUCUGAACCUGGAGUCAGAUUUUUUGUGUGUGUCUGAAGGCGCGCACUCUUUAGUUUUUCUUGUUUUUAAUUCAUAUUUUAUUUUGCUUAGUUUGAAGCUUAGUAAGUCUGACUUUCAUGCUCUUCAGAAAGACUGUCAGUGACACAUCAGUGAUCUUGAAAAAGCUAAACCCAACAUGCUCUUUGAACUCAGUAGAGUUUCUUAAUUCUAGUGGCAAAUGUUGCCUUUAUAAACCUUAAUUUUGUACAGAAUAGCCUUGGAUUUGUUUUAGUCUCUUGGCCAAUCACAGUAAUCCAUUACAAAAACUAAAAAAUGAAACGGAUCCUCAUUACACUGCAAAACAAAACAGUAUUUUGUACGAAUAAUAUGUUGGUAUUAGUUAUUUGAAACAGUUUGGCAUGUUUAAGCAGUUUUGUGGUAUUUAUAACUUGUGGUAUUCUUUAACUAAUGAAGUGCAAAUAAAGAUAUAUAUUUAUUACACAAA
Messenger RNA from Carassius gibelio (silver crucian carp), 3287 nucleotides. Its product is annotated as ras-related protein Rab-12. Gene Ontology annotation, molecular function: GTP binding; GTPase activity. The coding region runs from base 257 to 964 and encodes 235 amino acids. The transcript is spliced from 6 exons. Gene Ontology annotation, biological process: Golgi vesicle fusion to target membrane; protein localization to plasma membrane; regulation of exocytosis. NCBI's taxonomy places the organism in Eukaryota, Metazoa, Chordata, Actinopteri, Cypriniformes, Cyprinidae. Gene Ontology annotation, cellular component: trans-Golgi network transport vesicle; plasma membrane; endosome. The record is from RefSeq and is a predicted model, not a curated record.